AUGCAAGCCAUGUCCACUGCCGACAAUGCCUUUAGUGGCACGUUGCCAAGUGAGUUGGGUCGGCUGUCGCUUAUGAAGUACACUUACCUUUUAGGCAAUCAGUUUUCGGGAAGUAUCCCCACAGAGUUGGGGCGAUGGUCGGAUGUCAUUUGGUUGUCACUCAAUGACAAUCUACUCAGCGGACCAUUGCCGAGUGAAGUGGGACUGUUUUCGAUCAUAAAAGAGUUUCCAUUGCAGAACAACGCUUUGGAGUCCGAGUUGCCCACCGAAGUCGGACAAUUGCAACUUCUGCGACAGUUGGAUGUAAGCCAAAACCAAUUCACAGGGACCUUGCGGACCGAGUUUGCUCGGUUGACACGUCUUGAGACCCUUCAAAUGCACGGGAAUCAAUUCUCGGGUCCUUUGGUGACGACACGGGACGACUUGUCGAUGGGAAACUUGACCAAGCUCGUGAUGUUGGAUCUGUCCAGCAAUGCUUUCACGGGCAGUAUCCCCGAUUGUUGGAAAGCUCUAGCACUUCUAGAAGAGUUUGACAUCCACAACAAUCAAAUCAGCGGCAAUGUUCCAGUUACAUUAUCAGCUUGGGGCAGCACCAUUCGAAAGGUCGAUUUGUCAAGCAAUGCUUUGUCCGGAUGGCUACCAAUGGACCUGUUCGAAGCGUGGCGAAAUGUUACCUAUUUGGAUAUUGCUGGAAAUGAAUUUCUUUCGGGGACGUUUCCCGGCGCUUAUUGCGAAAGAACUCGAUUGCUACCAGACGAUGAAUAUACAUUGGUUCUUGGCUUUGAUUGCAGUGACAGGUUUUGCGGAUGCAACUGCACCAGCUGCUCACCUUGGACAAACGGAACCCGGCGGUGA
Messenger RNA from Seminavis robusta, 855 nucleotides. The record is from the annotation of a GenBank genome assembly. NCBI's taxonomy places the organism in Eukaryota, Bacillariophyta, Bacillariophyceae, Naviculales, Naviculaceae.